Haliotis rufescens (red abalone) is the source of this 9292-nucleotide messenger RNA. RefSeq names its product FRAS1-related extracellular matrix protein 1-like. Gene Ontology annotation, cellular component: membrane. The transcript has 11 exons. The record is from RefSeq and is a predicted model, not a curated record. Gene Ontology annotation, biological process: cell communication. The coding region runs from base 487 to 6897 and encodes 2136 amino acids. Lineage: Eukaryota; Metazoa; Mollusca; Gastropoda; Lepetellida; Haliotidae.
CCUGCCUGCCUGCCUGCCUGCCUGCUGUAGAUACCCUGACGGCAGGGGACUAUACUCGGCCUAUGAAUGGCCCGCCCAACGCUGCUUCACAGCUAGUCCACGGACUGCACUAGAGGUGGCGAACGGGUGGAUGCGAGCUGACCACAUCAUACACCGGAUUUCUAUUGAGUGUUUUCUCUGAUUCUUUGUGGAUUGUGGAAAAAAAAUUGAAAUUGUGUUUGAUCGAACAGUGAGUCGUCGCUAACUGUCUUGUGAGGCUGAAGUUUGUGAAUCGAUGUAAAGUGUGUGGAGCUGACGGACUCGUCCUUCUCAUGCACACAACGGCGGGAGUUUGCGCGUGACGAGCAGACGAGAGACAGAAAACGGCAGACGACAUAGUCACACACAAAACAUGGCGCGGUAUAGAGGUAUAUAAGCGACGGACACACGAUACAAUGUUCUUGGAUACAAUAAGCCCCCAGGACGUGUCGUAGCCAGGAUUAUACAAUGACUAUGGAUACUCUACGCAUAGUGAUGGCCCUAGCCUUAUCUUGGGCAGUGCAAGGCCAGAUUCUCGUGAGGAAGCGAGAUUUGACCGUCAAUGUGGGGCGGUCGGUGUUCUUUGAGCGAGAGGAUUUGGUGUUCGUGAGGGACAGACGCGGGGUGGACUGUCGCGUGGAGGUGGUGGACACAGACCCCAUCACCCAGAGAGUAGGAACUAUCGAGCCCCCGAUCUUCGACUGUGACUUCCUCUCGAAGACGGUGAAAUAUGUCCACAACGGGUCUCCGCUGUUGUACGCUGACGAGGUGAAGCUCCGAGCUCACCGCUUCACACAAACGAGCACUGUCACUGAAACAUUCUACCUGCGAGUACGGAUAGUGAACGCCUCACACGAGGUGAUAGUGACUAGAGGUCUCAGGUCUGUGGUUGUUCCCAAAUUCAAUGGAUUAUCCAACACGAUAGAUUCUUCAGUCAUCCGAUUCCGGAACAGUGAUAAUCACAAUGUCUCGUGCACCGUUGGUUUUUCCAAGUACCACUCCCACUGGCCCCUUGUGGGGCAGAUGGUUAUGGGAGCUGAUCGACAUGCUAUUGAUGCUGUGAAAAAAGAUUGCCGCGAAUUUCUUUUCAUGCAGCUCCACUACGAGCAUUUGCGAUCUCCAACACCGGACGUGGAUUACCUCCCUUUAACCGUGGAAAUAUUUGAUCCUACACGCAGUGAUGAAGUGGUGACUGAAAAUUUUUAUCUUCCAAUUUACAUCAAAGGUGCUUUACCUAAUUCUCCUCCCAAAAAUAAGAUGAGCAGCAUGAAUAUGAUGGAUGUGGAUCAGUUCAUUCUCACAACAAUCAUUCCAGGCGUCAUAUCAGCAGAAGACUAUGAGACCCCCAGUGCCCAGCUGGUGUAUAACAUAUCGAGGACGUUUCCCCCAGGACAUGGAUACCUAGUCAAGAGAGGCGACCAUGCCACACCAAUCACGUCAUUCUUACAGGAUGAUCUGGAGAACCACAGAAUUGCAUACCGACCACCCAAUGUUAGUUUCUCGGAGCGGCGGAUGUACGAGGUGGAGUUUACUGUGUAUGAUAGCCACUUCUCCAACAGCAUGCCCCUGAGGUUCCACGUUGCGGUUCACCCCUCGUCCACCAACGCCCCGCGAGUGGCGCAUAACCUUGGCUUGGUCCUUCUGGAAGGUCAGUCGAGAGCAAUAUCCACAAGCCUCUUGCAAAUUGUUGAUCGAGACAACCUAGACAGGGUGAAGCUGUAUGUGAAAGGGGGAUUGCAAUACGGGAAUAUUGAAGUUCAUGGCAGUCAAUCCAUUGUGUUUAGGCCGACGGAUUUGCUGAAUGGUGGGGUGGUGUAUCGUCAUGACGACAGUGAUUCAACCAAAGAUCGCAUAGAACUACGUCUCAGCGACGGUUCCAACACCGUGCUCUUCACCUUCCCCAUAAGCAUCAUUCCCAAGGAUGACACUCCGCCUCAUCUCAUCAACAACCUCGGUCUGCAGAUCAACGAGGGCGACAUGAAGAAGAUUAGUGAAGAUUUACUUCUAGCCCACGACACCGACUCUUUGGACUCCAACAUCAUCUUCACCAUCCUCUCAACCCCGCAAACUGGAGACAUCAUCAGGAAGGUCAGGCCAUCAGACUCAGGCACCAAGAUAUUUGGAUUCCGGCAACGUGACCUACUGAAAGGUCAGAUCUACUACCGGCAUUCUGGGAGAGAGGAGUUCAGGGACUCCUUCCGGUUCACGCUCCAGGAUCAGCAAGAACCACCAAACGAGUCGGAGCAGUUCGUAUUCCACAUUCUCAUCAACCCCAUGAACGAGAACCCUCCGCGACUGGCCCUGGAAGCAACUCGCAUAUUGUACGUCCCAGAGACGGACAUUGCCUACCUCAGCAACACAGAGCUCCAAUACACGGACGUGGAGUCUGCGGACAGACAACUCACCUUCACCAUCACAACCCCGCCCUAUUUUGUGUACAAUCGUGGCGAGCGAGAUGCAGGGCGACUCAUCUCAACCCACAACCUGACGAUGAUGAUGAAGGACGGUUCCACUGCUUCAGCGCAGACCUUCUCCCAGGAAGACAUCAACCACAUGAAGAUAGCCUACAUGCCGCCCAUGAACGACAUCGGCCCAGAGUCCCGACUCAUCAGGUUUGUGUACACUGUGGAAGACUCCAGCAGGAACAGACUGUACGGGCAGACAUUUGACAUUGAGGUCCUACCUGUGAAUAACCGCGUUCCGCAGUUUGUCACCUCAAAGUUGUUGGUGGAGGAGGGGGGUAUCCUCAGUAUUGCGUCCAAUCAGUUGUCCGCGAAUGAUGUAGAUACGUCGUCUGAGAAGUUGCGUUUCAUGCUGGAUGCGUUACCUCGCUAUGGCAUCAUCCAGAAGGGUGGCAUCGCUCUGAAGAGGGGAGAAGGUUUCAACAUUGCGGACUUGGAGAAGAAGGAUAUCAGGUACGUGCAUGACGGGUCCGAGAUUAUCCUGGAUACUUUCACGCUGAGUGUGUCCGACGGCCUCAACUCUGCCACCAAGGUCAUCUCGAUCGACAUUGUCCCGAUUGAUGACGAGUCGCCACAAAUGACCAACAACCUCCGUCCCUUCCUCAUAGUCUCAGAAGGAGGAGACGCCAUUGUGACGCAGAGGACGUUGUCCGCCACCGACGUCGACACAGACGAAUCGUCUCUGGUGUUCCUCAUCGUCAGACAACCCAAAUAUGGAAUCCUCCAACUAGAGGCCCAGCCGGUCACCAAGUUCACCCAGACAGACGUGAAGGAGGGGAAGGUCAGCUACCUACACACCAGCGGAGAGAUCGGGAUUGCGAAGAUUCAGGACGUUGUUACAUUCAUUGUGUCCGAUCAGAACUUCCUCCCGUCCGCAGACAUGCCUAUGUAUGAUCUGAACAUCACAGUCACACCCGUCAACAACCAGAAGCCCACGAUCAGCCUGGGGAACCCCGUGUUUGUGUCUGAAGGCGAGAUCUUCAAGAUCACCAGCGACAUCCUGAGUGUGUCGGACCCAGACUCCAGAACCAAGGAUAUUGAGUUGAUGAUCACCAAACAACCUCAGUGGGGCUUCCUGGAAAACACCAAGCCUAGUCCAGGGUCGGAACGAAGCAAUGCCGGCGUCCGCAUCAACAUGUUCAAGUUCCGCGACGUCCUUGACGGCGCCAUCAACUACGUACAAGCUAACCAUAAGGGCGUGGAGCCAGUGAGGGACGAGUUCAGUUUCUACGCAACAGAUGGAAAACUUAACUCCCCUACAGAAAACAUUGCCAUCACCAUCGUCCCAGCUAACGAUGAGGUUCCAGAUCUGAUGUUGAGAGACUUUUCCGUUCCCGAAGGAGGCAGCAAGAUGAUUGACCAGUCCAUGGUGGACGCUAUUGACCUGGAUAUGCCCAAGGACUCCCUCGUCCUGACUGUAUCCCAGCGGCCUGAACACGGGAACAUGGUGAUGAUGCUGCGUACACGCAAAGGGGGGGUGGAGACCGACAUCCACGACUUCACAAUCGAUGAACUCCACAGUGGCAUGCAGCUGAAGUACGUUCACGACGGAUCCGAAACCUUCUCCGACAAGUUCGCCGUGACAGUGUCUGAUGGCAAACAUGAAAUCAAGAGGGUCUGUAAUGUCUCCAUCAAGUUAAACAAUGAUGAACGCCCAGAGAUUAUCAAGAAUGCAGGCUUACACCUGGACUAUGGAGAGUCUGCUCUCAUCUCCAGCGUGGUUCUCCAGGCCACGGAUGAGGACAACGGAGAUGCGCAGCUGUAUUACAUCGUUGUCCAACUGCCCAGGAAGGGGUUCCUCCAGUUCUGCCCCGACCCCUUCUCUAACAAUCUGGCAGUGGAGUGUCGGGACUUUCAAGAGGGACAAAACUUCACCCAAUACGACGUGGAUCAGAACAAGAUCCGCUACAUCCACACCACCAGCAUGGGCAGCACCGAGACCGACAGCUUCAUGUUCGUCCUCACUGACAACAGAUACAAGCGGCCUGAGGAGACAUUUGAGAUCAGGAUAGCCAACUCCAAGAAAGCCAACAUUGCCCUGCUGAACCGAGGCAUGGCUGUUCGUGAGAGUGAGCGGGUCGCCAUCAGCACGUCCAACUUGAGUGCUUCUGAUGAAAGUACCAAAGCAGAAGAGAUUGUGUUUGCGGUGAUCAGAGCCCCUAGACUUGGCCAGAUUGAGUACAUCGACCGCCCAUUCACGCCUAUCAGUAGUUUUACACAGUUAGACAUAGCAUCCCAGAAGGUUGUUUACAACCACCUGACAAAGAACGACAUCAUUGAGGACUCCUUCACCUUCACUGUCACCAACGGACUCAGUGAAGCCAAGGACGGCGAGUUCAGGAUCGUCAUCCAGCCUCUGGAUCAAGUACUCCCCACUCUCGUGGCCAACAAACUGCUCGAAGUCCUACAGGGCACCGAGGAAAUCUUGACCCCACUCCAGCUCAAGGUCACUGACCCAGACACGUCAGCCUUGAACCUCACGUUCGUCAUAGCUAAACCUCCAACCUAUGGCAAAUUGUACAACAGGGGAGUCCCCAUCAAGAAGUCUUUCACACAAAAUGAAGUAGAUCUUGGCUUUGUUACUUACGAGAGUGAUGGCACUCGAGCUGGUCUGGAUAACUUCCUCUUCAAAGUGAAUGAUGGCCGACACGAGGGGUUCCUCAUUAAUGGAACACUUCAGUCGAACCCCGCCAUGUCGAGUAUCUUCAUCAAACCCCUCAUCGAGGAUGCCCCCAAACUUGUUACAAAGAAGCAACCAAAUAACCUGGAAUAUUUUGGGGGACAGAGGUAUGGCUAUGUUCUGACAAACCGUAUUUUGCGAGUGGUAGACAGCGACACCGAGAGCUCGGGGCUGAUUUACGUCAUGCUGCAGAAACCGAAACAUGGACAUAUUGAAAACACUGCAUCCAAACGAUUCGUGAGACGUCGAUUCACCCAGCAAGAUCUUGAUGAUGAAAGCUUGAUGUACAUCAUCAACAAGGCGGACAAGUCCACCAAUGACAGUUUCACCUUCAAGGUCGAAGACAGUCGAGGCAAUGCACUCGAGGACCAGGUGUUUGAAAUGAAGUGGUCUAGAAUUGAAUUCAUAAAGGAGGAUGUUGUUGUUUGCGAGAACGUUGGUACGUUGUCCGUGACGUUGCAGAGAACUGGUGCUAUUGACCAGUCAGCAUUCAUUGGAAUUAAUGUCCGCCAAAUGUCGGCGCGGAGAGAUGAUGACUUCUCGCCAAGUUCAGCAAAACAAGUUCAGUUUGACCCUAGUAAAUCUCAGGCCACAUGGGACAUUACCAUUAAAGAUGACGGCAUCGAGGAGAACAACGAGAAACUUCGACUCAUCCUCACCGACCCCAUCAACGCCGUCAUUGGAGACCAACGCAAACUACGACUACGGAUCAUCAACGCUGAACACGGUGAAUGUCCCCAGUACCUGGGAAUGGUGAGCAAGAACCGUGGGGAGGACCAGAUGACUAUUGAGGAGAACAUGUUCGUGCCCUCGCGCACCGACGUCAACAGAGACACCAUCGUCACAUACCACAAAGUGAACAAGUUGGCUCCAGUAAACACGUUCGAUAACGCAUUCCUAAACACAGAGCCUAAGACGGUAGUUGACAAAGGCGUCGGAACCCAGCCCAAGCCUGCGGGAAAGAAACGGAAACAAUCGAAGAAAAAUCGCAAAAGGAAAAAGAAGGAUAAGAAAAAUAGAAAGAAUAAGAGAAACCAGUCUACGCCGAAAUCCCCUAAGAAGGACCCCAGUCCCAGCUCAGCUCCAGUGAAGGUAUAUAAAUCCAAGAACAUCAAGAAGUGCACGGCAUCAACGAAAGACCUUCUGACGUUCGAUAGUUUCAAGCAGCAGCUCCUGAAAUGUAACGGCAAAGAAUGGCUGGUGUGGACAUCCGUCUCCAGCAGUGACGAGCGGCCGCGCAGCAGUCUGUGUCAAGCAGGCUGGAGUGAGUACGAGGGCCGAUGCUACAAGUUCAUGAACGACAAGUUGCCGUGGGACGAGGCGGAACAGCUGUGUUUUUCCUCCUACCAAGCCCACAUGACCAGCGUCCACUCCAUCAAACAUCUCAAGUGGCUGUUUGAGCAGGCAGGCAAGAAGUCCUUCUGGAUCGGCCUGAACGACAAGCGACAGACAGGCGUGUGGAAGUUUAUCAAUGGCGACCCGGUGGGAGUGACCAACUGGAAGAAUGGCCGACCCCGGGUCAAGAGGAUGCUGCACAAGAAAAACUGUGUUGUGGUCAAGAAGCGGAUGAAGUGGAGGAACAAGCACUGUGACAAAUACAAUGCCAGGUUUAUCUGUGAACUUAGUGUCAAAGGUCAGCAGGCACGCCAACACAAAAGGUCACGGAAAGGACCUUCUAGGAGACAUGUUCGGCGGGACCGCAAAGUCAGGAAUGGAGGGGGUUUCUUCUUCGGUUGAAAGUGCAAAUAUUCGGCCACCAGGCAGCCUGUUAAGCUCAAAUAUGUAUGACUGCCAUGAAUCAGUUGUAGCCAGUCGGAACCGGCAGUUGGCAGAAUAAACUAGUGAUGACCAGUUAGACAGAUUAGACUUGUUCAAACAAGACGCAACUGGUCCGACCUGUUUUUUUUGGUCUGUCAGGAACUGAGAGUUCAAGGCCAGUACCAGAGCCCAAUGUUCAACCUUCAUAUGCUAGUACAAUCUGGAUUAACUGCCAUACCUGGAGACUGGUGUCAGUUUCAGUGACGUCAGGGUCACAGUCACCGACUUGGAGGGCAGCGUUAUGAUGUAAAAGUGAUGGAUUCCUCCCCUGUAUUAAAUACUAGAUGUACAUGUACGUUCUGAGAGUUAGCUCACAGUGGCGCUUCCUAGAGUAGGGGCAGCGCUGGCACAACCUGUAUACAGCACCCGGCACCAGAUUCACAGACAACAAUAUAAAAUACGAUCCUCCUUAACCUCUAGUUGUAUCCAUUAUUUGUCUUUGUAAACUUGUAAAGUUCCAUUGAGGAAGUGGGAUAUGUUCUUGGAGCGCUGGGGUUAUCGACAACCAUGCCUCCAGUGAAGAUCAUUCGGGAGAAAUGUUCAGGAACAAGGAUUAAGGAGGAACGCAUUCUGUAACGUCGUCAGAGCAAGACCUCCACAAGCCUCCGUUUAUUCUUCACUUAGUUUGUAAUCCGGUGCCAUGUGCUUGUGUACAGAUCAUGUGACCUACGGCUGCCCACGUGUUUCAGCAGCAGCCAUUGUGUCCUAUAGUUUUGUAUCAAAACAAGAUGGUGGCACAGCCGUGUUUACAGAAUAUUACCUCCACCCAAAGGGGUGGGUUGGGUUUGCUCAGAUAUUGUACCCGAUAUUCUCCUGGGUCUUGCUGUCCAGCUAGACCUAAAGCAUUAACAUAAUACAAAGCAUAAUGAAAGAACAAAGCUCAUAGUAGUUUAUUGCCAUAAUCACGAGCUACAAGACCGCACAGCUGUAGAGACUAUACAGACGCAGAGAAAUGUGGACAUUGUCUUUCAAAGCUGACAAAAUGGCUUCAGGUUAAGUAUUAGCAUGUACACUGUAUUUCAACUUAUCCAUCCUAGGUCGUAGUAUAGGCAGUCGAUGACAAAAACGUUAAGUAAGUUUUCAUUAGGUGAGAGGUUGAAAGUAUAUUCCGGAAACCAAUAUGUUACUUUGAAAUCGGCGAGAAUUCUAAAUGUCUACGGCAAGAUAACAUAUUUAGUGACCUUUUCAAUAUUUUUUCCAAGGGUACUGUUGUUAUGGCAACUUGAUGUUUUAUCCAGGAGGUGAAUAUUGAUUGAUUGCACACUGAUUUUCAUCCUUAUUCAAACUGCCACGUAGUAUUUGAAGCAUUGCUUGUUUAAAUGUUGUUUAUUUAAGAACAUGUUGUUUCUUCCGGGCAUCGCCUUAGUUCACAGUAAAUCCAAAGAUAAUAACAUUUAAUCUAGAAGUAAUAACCGCCAGAAUAGAAUUUUUAUAUAAAACAUAAUUGCAUCUUUGUAGAGCGACGUACUUUGUCAUAUGAACAUAUUAAUUUGCAAACUUUUCCAGACUUAUGGCUUUGACCAUCAAAGUUGUUAAUUGUAUUACAUCUAGUGACCUCCUGUGAACUUAAGCGCGAUGGCUCCAUGGUAAGCAAUACAUGAGCUAUGUGAUGACUUGUUUAGAUGUAAAUAUACUGUCCCCAUAUACUACCUAUAGCGGCUCCACAGCGUAUAUAUCCUGUACAUAGUUCAACUAGCAAAGUCCUACCACUACACUAUGUAAUUUAAUACAUCACAUAUUACAAAUACUGAAUCAUGUCAAUGCAAUUGAAAAUUUGAAUAUCCUAUUCAUUAAUAUGUAAAAAAAUAUUCUUUUAAUCUUACUAAAUCAAGUUGGGAAAGUGAAGACUUGGUAAACAUUUCUCUUCCGUGCAUUUUCUUCUCUGACAUGUGCAUAUCAGUGUUUUUUAUAGGAUGUAUUUCGUCCAACAUAUCAACCAAUAUAUUAUCGAUUAUCAAUUGAAGAGGACUUUAGACCUGGCCAUGCCUUGGUUUCAGCACGUCUUAUCAAGCACGUAUAUAACGAAGUAUACACAUUUCCAAUCGUAGUUUCUACCAUAUGAACUAAUCACGUGUCCAGUGCAGGGUGUGGAGUUGGAGGUGCCCCGUGUGGGGCAAGCCUAGUGCUAAUGGUGAAAUCCAGUCCCUUUGGGGGCAUAUUAAUAUAACAUACAGUUUAUGAAAUAAGGUUGUGUUCAACUUUUAUAAUUUCUUUUGUACAAAUUUGUAUAUUUGUAGCCAUGUUUAGCUGUGUCAGUAUUUUUGUCAUUCUCUUGUCUGUCACCUUCCUCUCAAUAAAAACAUCAAAAUAUGUC